Molecule: messenger RNA, 2385 nt
Organism: Ornithodoros turicata
Lineage: Eukaryota; Metazoa; Arthropoda; Arachnida; Ixodida; Argasidae
Product: complement C3-like
Exons: 19
Coding region: 16-2370 (784 amino acids)
Cellular component (GO): extracellular region
Molecular function (GO): endopeptidase inhibitor activity
Source: RefSeq, a predicted model, not a curated record
UCGUAAAGUGUCCUCAUGGCUGACGUCCGAAGCAUCUACAAGAGACAAGGUUACAGAUACAGAUUUAUGAUGCAAGAAGGUGGCGCUCUAAAGGAGAGGAGGGAAAUGAUAACCCAGCGGAGGCCCUCAUUUGGAGCGGCGAAAAUGGAGCUAGCUGUGUGGCUAGUCUUGCUCUUCCUCGCAGUUGCGCGUGCAACGCAGAAUGACUGCGUGGUGGUGGCUCCCAACAGCGUGCAACUGGAGGAAUCCGUACUGGUUAUUAACCAAGGCGAUGCCAAGUACGUCACUCUGCAAGUGCAAGACUUUCCUGCUCGACUCAACACAUUUUACCGGGAAACAAUUCACUUGAGCAAAGAUGAGAUACGCAAAGUGAAGUUGCGCACUGGCACCCAACAGCUACAGAGAGAAGAAACAUAUGCAGCGAGGUACAUUGCUCUCUCCGUUCAAUGCGGUUCCCUCUACACGAAAGAGGCCAGACUGAUGGUCAGCGAGAAGUCGGGCUACCUGUUUUUGCAGACCGACAAGCCUAUCUACUCUCCUAAGCAAACAGUUCGAAUCCGCUUUGUAGCGGUGGGAGAACACCUCCGGCCUCUUGAUGGACCAUUCAGCCUUGAAAUCAAGAAUCCUCAAGACAUUGUUACAUACAAGACCGUCUUGGAGGGCAACGGCACGGGGAUGUUCAGUCAGUCCUACGACUUUCCACGCUCACCUUUACUGGGGGAAUGGACAGUCACUGCUUCCUACGGCCCUCACCCUGACCAAAUGACAGAGGUAAAAUUCAAGGUUGACGAGUACGUGUUGCCGACAUUUUCCGUCAACUUGAGUGUGCCUGCUGUCAUCCUGACUGACCAAGACACUGUGAGUGGUAGCGUGACUGCCAGAUACGUCUAUGGAAAACCAGUCGAAGGAUCAGCAGUUUUCAGGUUUAAGGUGAAGAAUGAAGCGAACUCUGAGAGGGAAAUCGGCUCUGUGUCACACAAGGAGCUUGUUCAAGGAACGACGUCCUUUACCAUAAGAACAGCGGAUUUAAAGAUGCCUAGGAGCCAGCGCUGGGCACCCAUGGUAAGAGGUAAUCGGCUGGUCGUCGAGGUAAUCGUCAUGGACGGAGCCACCGGGAAGAGAGAAUCAGCCAUUAACGACAUGGCCGUAUUUGCCAACUCGCCCUACAUCAUCUCCUUCAAGUCGACACCCAGGGACUUUAGACCUGGCACCAGAACCAUCGUCGUGGCUCUAGUGGAACACCCCAACUCGACCCCGGCCUCUGGAGUGCGCACGCAAAUCACGGUGCUGAACGAACGCGAGCAGAGGGUUCCGGUUGAUGUGGACUUUUCCAUCACCGACGACGGAGGCAAGGCGAUAUUCUUCAUUCAAACGGAUGCAUAUCACAAGCGGCUCAAGUGCAAGGUGCGGACGGCGGACCCAAGGUAUUCGUACCACCAACAAGAAGAAAACAGCAUUAAUCUGGAGACUUAUGAUUCACGGACAAAUGCAACCCUUGCACUCAACAGGAUCGAUACAAGGAGGAGAUACCAGGUCGGAGAGCAGUUCGAAGGCCAUGUGACAGUGAUGCCAAGAGAGAUGUACCCUCUCUACUUUGUGGUAUUAAGUAAAGGCCAUGUGGAACAUUAUGGCGUUAUCAUGCCUGGAAUGCCGCUCCACUUCACAUUGACGUACAACAUGUCUCCGACAUCAAGGGUACUGGUCUAUGCCUUCUACAAAGGUCACUUGCUGGCAGAUGCCCUUGCAUUUGAAGUUCAAGGAACCUGCACGGACAGCUCGCAGAUUGAAAUAGAGACAACUUUCAAGACGCAUGAACCUGGAGAGGCAGGUGCACUCAGAGUGAAAGGUACAGAGGGAACACUCGUGGGCAUUCUUGCAGUGGACCAAGCCGUUUACAUCCUCAGAAAAAAGGACCUUCUCACCAGAAACAGACUUUUUGCAGCGCUUAGAUCUCAUGACCUCGGUUGCGGUCCUGGUGGUGGGUUGACCUCGGAGACUGUGAUCGCCAACGCGGGUGUAGUGAUCAUCUCUCACCAUUUAGCUGAGAACACUAUUCAUCCUGAUAAUAGUUGCGAAGCACGAGUACGGAAGCGUAGAAGCAUUAUGUUGCGCUCACGUGCUUCACACACGGACAUAUAUCUGCAGAAAUGUUGCAGCUUGGGCCAACGCAGUGACAAGUUCGGAAGAGACUGUCGGACGCGAGCUGAAAUUGUACGUCGCUUUCUCAACAGGGAGCCCCGGGCGAACGAAUGUGCAGAUGCCUUUCGCGAUUGCUGCCGGGACUCGCAUGCCACUUCCUCGAUGAUGACACGCCGGUUUUCGUGUACGAGUCGUUCGAUUCCAGAUAUCGUGUGCGGCUACGAAGUGUGAGCCCGACUGGAGCUG